GUGUGUGUGUGUGUGUGUGUCAGACAGCAUUCAGCUGAUUUCAUAUGAAGCAUCAGACGCGUCACAGACAGAUAUGGAGUGUGUUGUGGUAAUACUGUGGUACUCACACCAGACUCAAUCAUUACUCCAUUCAUGUACCGGAGUAUGUGCAUGCUCCUCCAGAGGACUGUUAUAUGCUGUUAUUGAUCCAGGAGUUUAAGGCGGCUCUGAGCGAGCAGAAGAUCGAUCUCAAGGCUUUGCGUGAGCUCUGCUUCAGCGGGAUCCCGUGUGAAGGAGGCAUCCGUGCGCUCUGCUGGAAGAUCCUGCUGAAUUACCUGCCGCUGGAUCAGGCAUUAUGGGAGGUGUUCCUGAAGAAACAGAGGGAUCUGUACGAUCAGUUUUUGCGGGAGAUGAUCAUCCAGCCGGGGAUAGCCAAGGCAAACCUGGGAGUGUCUCGAGACGUGACGCUGGAGGAUCACCCUCUGAAUCCGAACCCGGACAGUCAGUGGAACACCUACUUCAAAGACAACGAAGUUCUGCUGCAGAUCGAUAAAGACGUCAGACGGCUGUAUCCAGACAUGGCGUUCUUCCAGCGGCCCACAGACUUCCCCUGCCAGCUCAUCCUGGACCCACAGAACGAGUACGAGACGCUACGGAGACGCGUGGAGCAGACGACUCUUAAAGCCCAGACGGUGAACCGGAACCGCAGCGGCGUCACUAACGUGAGUUCUCCGGGGAAGGCGUUACACCUGUAUCCCUCUAACGAGUACGAGGUGUUACCGAACGGCUGCGAAGCGCACUGGGAAGUGGUGGAGCGGAUUCUCUUCAUCUACGCCAAACUCAACCCAGGCAUCGCUUACGUUCAGGGCAUGAAUGAGAUCGUGGGUCCCAUUUACUACACCUUCGCCACAGACCCCAACAGCCAGUGGAAGGAGCACGCGGAGGCCGACACGUUCUUCUGCUUCACCAACCUGAUGUCUGAGAACAGAGAUAACUUCAUCAAGAGCCUGGACGACUCUCAGUGCGGCAUCACCUUCAAGAUGGAGAGCGUCUUCUCCAAACUCAAGGAGAAGGACACGGAGCUCUACAUGAAGCUGCAAGAGCAGAACAUCAAGCCGCAGUACUUCACCUUCCGCUGGCUGACGCUGCUGCUCUCGCAGGAGUUUCUGCUUCCAGACGUCAUCCGGAUCUGGGACUCGCUCUUCUCGGAUCAGGAUCGCUUCGAGUUCCUCAUCCCCGUGUGCUGCGCCAUGCUCACACUUAUUCGAGAUCAGUUACUGGCUGGAGACUUUACAACUAACAUGAGAUUACUGCAGGACUAUCCCAUCUCUGAUGUUCACGCCAUCCUCAUUAAAGCGAAAGAACUGCAGGACAGUUUGUAGCUCCCACGCUCCCUUAGGCUCCGCCUCCAUUCUGAUGAUUGACAGCAGUGCCGCCCAUCUCACCCGGGUGGGAUCCAGCGUUUGCCUUUGUGUGAUUGAGCGUUUGGUCUUACUGUCUCUCAGAUGGACUCCAGAAACACUCCAGAACUUUGGUCUUAAAUACUACAGUAUAAACACAGAACGGAGCAAAAGACUGGUCAUGUGAUGGACUUUAUACAGCUGUGUUUAUAUCAGCGAUUGUUUACUGUCUCUGUAUGUUUGUUUAUUACCUGAUCACGUAUCUUUCACGAAUGAACAAAACUACAGUCCUGCGGACGGAUGGAGUGAACUGAAGCUUGAUUCGGUGCUGUUCUGGAGAAUCGCUCGAUUAUGGACGCACAUGGAUUCUUUCAGGAACAGCAGGAACUCUUUGAUUCUCUCCAGAAGCGGCUCAAAGCUACAGACGCGUCACUGACCUCAGAUCAGCUCCUGCAGAUCAUGUCCCAUCAUGCCUCUUUUCAGCGACGUCAUCAGUCUGCACUAAUUAUCUGCAUUAAUUGCUCUUCGUGCGUUUCUUCACACUAAUAACCGAGCGCUCGUGUUUCUCCGGGGAAACAUCUGAUCAAGCGGUGCGACUCGUUAAAUCGUUAGCGUUUUUAUAAAUGUGUUGAUCGCUGCAGUUCAUUUUUUAAUGUCAUGUUUUUGUAUUUUAAAGCUCAGAGGAUGUUGGGAAAUGAAGGAUCUUGUUUUAAUCGGGGAAUGUCUGGCCACACGUGUCUUUCUGUGACAGUGUUCGUUCAUUAUGUACUUUUGAAAUCCAUUGUUUUUCUUUUGCAUGUGAAGAUGUUUUUGUAUGAACACAUCUAUAGUUCUUGCUGUUGUAUAUCAAUGUUUUUACAGUGCUUGCGGAUGCACAAUAAAAAAUUCAACCUUAAAAUCUUUUUAAAGCA
Onychostoma macrolepis is the source of this 2290-nucleotide messenger RNA. RefSeq names its product TBC1 domain family, member 13 (gene tbc1d13). Gene Ontology annotation, molecular function: GTPase activator activity. Lineage: Eukaryota; Metazoa; Chordata; Actinopteri; Cypriniformes; Cyprinidae. The coding region runs from base 174 to 1361 and encodes 395 amino acids. Gene Ontology annotation, biological process: intracellular protein transport; activation of GTPase activity. The transcript has 13 exons. The record is from RefSeq and is a predicted model, not a curated record.